AUGAAGUGGGCCGACCUCGUCAAGGGCGCGCCCGAGCCGAAGGCGCCACCCGGGGCGCCGUCGCCGAGCGGCUCCCCCGGGGGCGCGGGCGGCGCGGACGCGGACGCGGUGCCGGUGAGGACGACGACCGUCGACGCGCCCGCCCCGGAAAAGCCGGCCUGGAGCCGCCCUGCGCUGCCGGCGAGCGUGGAGGCGCUGCCCACGCCCACGCCCGGGGCGUGGCCGUCGCUGGGCGACGCCACCGCCGCGCCCGCGCCGCGCAAGGGCGCCAAGGUGGACAGCCCGACGAGGGGCAGGGGCGGGCCGGCGGGCGGGCGGCUCCGGAGGAAGGGGGACGGCGCGGGCCGCGGGGACGGCGGCGGCGGGCGCGGACGGGGCGCGGGGCGGAAGGGCAAGGGCGGCGCGGCGCAGGCGGGCGCGGUCUCGUCGACGCUGGCCACGUUCACCGCCGCGGCCGUCAACGCCAACGUCGCCUUCGUGCCGGAGAUGUACUACUCGCCGGUGGCGCUCGUCGGCGCGGGGAAGGACCAGCAGCAGGUGGAGGACAUGAAGGCUACGGUGCGCCAGCAAAUAGAGUAUUACUUCUCCGAGGGCAACCUGGAGAAGGACCUCUUCCUGCGGGCGCGCAUGGCGGACGGCGGGUGGAUCCCCGUCGGGCUGCUCGCGAACUUCCGGAUGGUCCGCAUCCUGACGCCGAACCUGGAGAUCAUCGCCGACAGCAUCGCGUCGUCGCCGCGGCUCGAGCUCUCCCAGAACAAGAUGUACGUGCGCAAGGCCGGCGGCUGGGAGCGCUGGGUCCUCCCGGCCUCGGAGCGCGAAGCCUCCGCGCGGGAGCCCCCGCUGCUGUCCGUCGAGCAGCUGCAGCUCGCCGCGACGGGCGCGGUCAUCGCCGCCCCGGGCCCGGUCGCCCUGGCGCCCUCCGCCGCCCCCGCCGCGCCGGCAGCGGCGCCGGAGAGCGACGCGAAGCCCGCUGCGGACGCCGCGCCCGCGGGCCCGGCGCGGGAGCACGCGUCUCCUCUCGGGGCGGCGGCGGCGGGGGGCGGCGCGCGGGACGGCGAGGCGAAGCCGGCGGCCAAGCCUGCGCCGACGGGGGCGUACAAGCCGCCUGGGCGCGUCGCGGCGGAGGCCGAGGCGCAGCGGUUGCGGGAGCUGCACGAGAGUCAGGGCGAGGGCGGGGGUCCCAGCGCGAUGACGUCGGUGCGCGAGGGCAGCGAGGGCGACAUCAACCUCGAGCACGAGGACCUCUUCGAGCUCGACGAGGACCAGCGCUCCGAGGACCGCGGCCACGACGACGAGUACCUCAGCCGCCUCACCAUCGUCACGCCGUCGCGGCGGCAGGACGGCGGGCGCGGCGGGGGCCGCGGCGCGCACCUCUCGCACGACCAGGCGCGCGUGAUCUCCGAGGGCAUGGCCAUCAUGGGCGGCGGCCGGCGCCGCUCCAACGCCGGCGGCGCCCACGGCACCUCCCCCGGCAACCCGGUGCUCCCGGGGAGCUCCCCGGUCGCCAUGGCGCACGCCGGGCGGCCCCCGCGGCACCACAACAAGGGCGGCGCGCCGAUCGCGCGCGGGGGCUUCUUCGGGUCGUCGCUCCCGCGCCACGCCGGCGGGCGCACCCCGAUGGGCAGCGUCACGUCGGGCUACGCUCACAUGGGCGCGGCGGCCGUCGGGUGGUUCGUGGGGACCCCGCCGAAGGCGAACGAGAUCUACGGGUCCUCGCCGACGACCGGGUUCCGGCCGUCGUCGCUCUCGCGGUCGUCGCCGAUGACGGGCUCGCCGCGGUCGGCGGCGGGGUCGCUCCCGGUGCCCAAGUUCCAGCACCCGUCGCGCGCGCUGCUCGAGGAGAACGGCUUCCGGCAGAUGAAGUACGUGGCGUUCAUGAAGCGGUGCCUCGAGGAGCGCGAGCGCCGCGGCCCGGGCCACGCGGAGGACAUGAACACGCUGUUCCGCUUCUGGUCGUACUUCCUGCGCGACCACUUCAACCAGCGCAUGUACAACGACUUCAAGAAGUACGCCGAGGAGGACGCGGCCGCGGGCGCGUGGUACGGCCUCGAGGCGCUCUUCCGGUUCUUCUCCUACGGCCUCGAGAAGUGCUUCAGCGCCGAGGUCUACCGGGAGUUCGAGAGCUUCUCGCUCAAGUACUACCGCAGCCACAGCUUCCUGUACGGCCUCGAGAAGUUCUGGGCGUACCACCACUACCACGGCCUGCCCAAGGGCUGCGGCGUGGCCAUGGACCCCGACCUCAAGCACCUCCUCGACACCGAGUACCGCUCCCUCGACGACUUCAAACGCGCGCAGGAGCGCAUCGAACAGCCCAACAAGGACCGGCACUCCCACGCGGGGAAGCGGUCCGUCGCCGCGCACUAG
This is a messenger RNA of Pedinophyceae sp. YPF-701, 2364 nucleotides long. NCBI's taxonomy places the organism in Eukaryota, Viridiplantae, Chlorophyta, Pedinophyceae. The record is from the annotation of a GenBank genome assembly.